Cooperia oncophora is the source of this 612-nucleotide messenger RNA. Lineage: Eukaryota; Metazoa; Nematoda; Chromadorea; Rhabditida; Trichostrongylidae. The record is from the annotation of a GenBank genome assembly.
AUGGUACACGCUCCUAUCUAUGUUUAUCCGCACAAGAGUGCCCUUAUUCUAGAGCAGUAUCGAAGUAGAAUAGAGCGUAGAGUGAAGUCUGGUAUAAGCUUCAAUCGAUCGUUAGAAGUUGAGCAACCAACAACUGUGUCAACACCUGAUAUGAAUUCCCGACACAACACCAGUUUAUCCAACGGAAAUUCGGCAAUACCCUUGGCUCGUCUGUUUAAUUCAUCCCGAUCUGGAGAGGACAGCAUGACGAAUGUGUCCCAGUCACAUUCACAUUCGCAUUCUCAGUCCAGUUUCACUGACCCUGCGCUCGAUGCUGGUGUCGGAUCACCAGUUGGUAUUAGAGCCUCACAUGAAGGAUGCACCAACUAUGAGGAAUGGAUCGAUGGCCGAGUAGAUGGUGGACCUCCUGGCCCGGUAUCCCUUUCGCGAACACUUUCCCGAACGACUCCUGGCGUGCAGUCGUUCACAGCGCCAUCGACACCAGCUAGUUCCGUGUCCUACAAAGGUGGACGGUCGACCUUCUAUCAGCAACGUAUCGGUAUAGGUUUCGGCUUUUUGGGCAGACCAACAGAAAGACGAUUCUUUUGGAAAGGUGCCGUUAUUGAGGAGUAG